AUUGAACCCCCUGAAAGAAAUGAUGGAAAGGCGAUAUAAAUAAAGACGUCCACAAAAAUUAUCUUGUUGUAGAGUGUAAUCUUGUAGCAGAAUGAAGACAUAUCAAGUUUUUCUACUAGUUUUGUUGGGUGUAGCAGCUAUCUGCUUAGCAGAAGAGGCGUGUAAGGAUUAUAACAACUUCUGUCAUUACAUGUCCAAAUAUGGCGCAUGCUCAUGGAACAACAACACAAAGACAACAUGUCCACGAACAUGUGGGAUAUGCUCAGUGGAAUGUCCAAACAUAGAAGCUUCUAAACGACGCGACUGUGGACAUUAUGGUAUCACAUAUUUGGAUUGCUACCACAAAGGAUGUUGCUGGUCUCCAUUGGAACAAAACUCGAAAUAUCCAUGGUGCUUUUAUCCCGAAGGCGUCACAAAAAAAGAUUUAUCUGAUGAGGUCACACCGGAUGAGAAAUGCGAGGACACAAACGAAUGGUGUCAUUAUCACACUCAAAGAGGUGGUUGCCACAUAAGUGACUUCACAAAAAAAGUGUGUAGGAAAUCAUGCAAUCUCUGCUGAAUGACAAGAUGACACACCAACAGAAAAAUAUCUUAUAUUAUUCUUGAUUAUAAUCUUUAUAAUAUUUA
Hydractinia symbiolongicarpus is the source of this 627-nucleotide messenger RNA. Its product is annotated as integumentary mucin C.1-like. Bases 92 to 559 code for a protein of 155 amino acids. NCBI's taxonomy places the organism in Eukaryota, Metazoa, Cnidaria, Hydrozoa, Anthoathecata, Hydractiniidae. The record is from RefSeq and is a predicted model, not a curated record. The transcript is spliced from 5 exons.